CAGUCCUAGACAGUUCAGAAGUUUUCAAAGACUCGCUCUGCUCUGCAGAAUCUUGUGUUCAUAACUGAGAAGUUAAGCCGCCACGUGCCAAAAUGUGCAAAGGACUUGCUGCUUUGCCCCAUUCGUGCCUGGAAAGGGCCAAGGAGAUUAAGCUCAAGUUGGGAAUUCUCCUCCAGAAGCCAGACUCAGCUGUUGACCUUGUCAUUCCAUACAAUGAGAAGCCGGAGAAGCCAGCCAAGACCCAGAAACCCCCGCUGGAUGAGGCUCUGCAGUGGCGUGAUUCCCUGGACAAGAUCCUGCAGAACAACUAUGGGCUUGCCGGCUUCAAAAGUUUCCUGAAGUCUGAAUUCAGUGAGGAAAACCUGGAGUUCUGGCUGGCCUGUGAGGAAUACAGGAAGAUCAAGUCCCCUGCCAAGAUGGCGGAGAAGGCAAAGAAAAUUUAUGAAGAAUUCAUCCAAACAGAGGCUCCGAAAGAGGUGAAUAUUGACCACUUCACAAAGGACAUCACAAUGAAGAACCUGGUGGAACCAUCGCCAAGCAGCUUCGAUGUGGCCCAGAAAAGAAUCUACGCCCUGAUGGAAAAGGAUUCACUGCCUCGCUUUGUGCGCUCUGAGUUUUAUCAGGAAUUAAUCAAGUAGUGAUUUAGUUGGUCUGUGAGGAUCGUCCAGUGAGUUAUUGCCUCCAUAAUAACCCUGCAUUUUCCGGCAAUCUACUUAGCUUCCCGUAGCGGCUUCGUUCAAAGAUACCCAAACAGGGAAAAAUCCCAGGAAUUUUUGUGAGUGUUUGCUCACUCUUUUUGUGCUCCGUAUUUUGGAUGUUUAUCUAGUGUCUGAAUGCCUGCCUCUCCCAUUUUCUUCUUCCUGCCCCAUUGAGUAUAUUGUCAUCAAAGCGAAUCAUAAUCACAGAAAAAUUCUGCUUAUGGCAAAGAAACGUAAGAUAACUAUAUGAUACCUAGAAUGUGGGCCCAUUUGGUUUAGGUAAUGGAUCUCCAUCUACCCAGACUGGUCUGAAAAAGAAGGUGGAUGAAGAAAGAUCAAUAUCAAGUGAGAUCCAUCAGUCCCAUUUGUUGUGUUCAUUCUGAUGCAGGCAGAAUUACCUCUCCUUCUCUGACCUUAGGUGGUAAAAGGUGAUAAGAAUUUUAUGAGGCAGCCAUUAUUUGAUUUUUAAGCAAAUACAUUAUUUAAAAUAUCAGUCUUCCGUUUAGAGUAUCUUCAUGCUGGCUGGAGAUCAUUAACCAAAGAUAGAACCAUAAAUAUGUGUACACAAAAUCAAUCUGAACAUAAUCCAUACUGAUUCUUUCCUUAUACCUAACUCAUUCCCCCCACUAAGUUACCAAACUCUAUUUUAAGUCAACGACCUGACAAUGGAGUAUUUAAUAAAUGUAUGUAUGCAUCUAGUAUGUAGGCCCAAUGUUUCAAUUUUCAAAUUAUUUUCAGUCCCUGUGAGUAGAAAAUUCCAAAAUUUGGAACUCCACUCAUGUAAAUUAAAACAGAUGCUGUCCAGUGCAAUUUCUCUUAACUCAGUUCUGGAGAGCUGUACACUAAAAUGGGAAAAUUUUGUCGAGCCUACAGUGGUUAAUUACCCUAUGAUGCCAUCUGCCUGUGUAGGGAAUGGCGAUUAUCUUCAAAAUACCAAAUUAUCUUUAGGAAAAAUAAUUUGAUGGCACGUGGAGGCUUUCUGAGGUGGCGUCCCAAAGGACCCCAUAUUCUGCAAAAUAAUUUGAUUUUUUAGCAACUCCGUCUUCCCUCCCUGUUUUGCUACCCAUGUUAGUGGAUUGUACUUAUCUUCAAAGCACACAUUUAUAUCCUACCAUGGCUUGCGCACAGAUGAUUGACAGGCCAUGGUAUUUCUUAGUAGUUUUAGACUUUUAAUUCCGUCUUUCAUUAUUAUAAGUCUCGCUAGAUUAUUUUUCUUAUCUUUAAUAGAUUUGACUAAGUAAUGACUUACCUAAUUUAGUGAUGAGGAGAAUCAAGCUAACCUAUGUAUGAGGCUGACCGAAAGGAUGAUGUUGAGUUAAUUUUAAAAGAACUUGUUAAGGAUGAAUAAAAAUCCUGAAAUGUUUCAGGAGAAGAUUACAUUGUUUAA
Messenger RNA from Hyaena hyaena (striped hyena), 2085 nucleotides. RefSeq names its product regulator of G protein signaling 5 (gene RGS5). Lineage: Eukaryota; Metazoa; Chordata; Mammalia; Carnivora; Hyaenidae. The record is from RefSeq and is a predicted model, not a curated record. The coding region runs from base 93 to 638 and encodes 181 amino acids. The transcript has 5 exons.